AACAUGUCUACUAUUCAACGCGCGUCUAAGUUCGCGAUGCCAGCUACGGUCAUUGCUUAUAAAAAUGUCCAAGUAUCCUGUCUAUCAGGAAAUCUUCUUGGAAGCAUCAUCAGCCUCAUCAGUCAUUCAUUCACUACAGUCACUCUUUACUACUCACUCGCAGUCAUUCAUUACCUGCCGUCUUGGCUACCACAUUCAUUUCACACCAACUAUAACACACUCGUUCAUCUAGACAAUAGUCCAAAAAAAAUAAUCACAACUAACCGCCGAGAUGCCUUACUUCAACGUCACCAACACUGCCAAGUUUCUGUCUUGCACUUCGACUGCAUUGACCCCCGUCUUGACUCCAGUCACCAAGACUACUCUGUCUCCUGUGACCCAAACCCACUACACGACCGUCUACGAGACUGUCAUGCCGGCAGCUUGCGAGACAGGCCAGUGGAUGGCUACUUACACCGUCACUGAGACUUGCACUGGCAAGCCUAGCGACUAUGUCCCCUCGGUUAUCCCUCCGGGAUUCGUCGUGACCACCGUGUCUUGCCCCGUCUGCCACCCCGCUACCGCCAUCGAAAUCACUUGCCCGGGUGUUCAGCCCACUGGGUAUCCUACCGUCGGCAUUACUGGCAACGGUGUUACGGCUACCAUCACUGCUACGCCGGCUGGUCACCCUAUGGGCAACCCGGAUGCUUACCCGACCAAAGUUCCCGCUCAUCCUAUGCCUGGUCACCCCAUGCCUGCUGGUCCCGGCGCAUGCUCUGGUCCUGGGCCUUGCCCUGGCGCCGGUCCCAAGCCAGUCCCAGUCCCAGUCCCGUGUGCUGGCCCCGGCUGCCCAGACUCAAACCCCAUGCCAUGCUCUGGACCUGAGUGUCCUCACCCAGGCUCGGGAUACACUCCUGGCGGCAACCCUGGCUCUACUCCAUGCCACGGUCCCGAAUGCCCCAGCACUGGCCCCGGCCCCGUUCCCUGCUCUGGUCCCGGAUGCCCUGCUCCAGCAGGCCCGGGAUCCAUCCCUUGCGCUGGCCCCGGCCCAUGCCCUGGCACUGGUCCCAAGCCGGCCCCGGUUCCUUGUGCUGGUCCUGGGUGCCCCAACUCCAACCCCAAGCCCAUCAUCCCAUGCGCCGGACCCAGCUGCCCUGGUUCAGGUAACAACGGCACCACCAGCACUCCUCCUUAUAUCGUCUCCGGCGCAUCAUCACUCAAGAACGCUUUCGCCGUCGUUACGGGCCUUGUUUUCGUGGCCGGACAUUUCAUCCUCUUGUAAUUCAUUCAUAUUGUUUUUUGAUCUAUGGACGCCGGCGUAAAAUUUAGGCUUAUAUUUCUUGGAUAUGGUUUACUGGUCGG
Molecule: messenger RNA, 1341 nt
Organism: Daldinia vernicosa
Lineage: Eukaryota; Fungi; Ascomycota; Sordariomycetes; Xylariales; Hypoxylaceae
Exons: 1
Coding region: 272-1261 (329 amino acids)
Source: RefSeq, a predicted model, not a curated record